AUGGAUUUCCAGGCUGCGGGGGCGGAGCACGGCUCGCCGUUUAAUGAUUUCCAUCGUGCGGAUUUACACCGCGCGCUGCUUGAUCGGGCUGUUGAGCUUGGUGCGACUGUUCAUACGAAGUGUGAGGUGGUCGAUAUGCGGUUUGACGAGAUGACGAGUACGGCGACUGUCUCGAUCAAGGAUCAACCGGAUCAGGUCGCGGACCUGGUUAUCGGUGCGGAUGGGAUCAAUUCGCGGUGCCGUGAGAUCCGUCUGGGGAGGAAAGAACCGCCCCAUCGCACGGGGGACAUGGCGUAUCGGAUAUUGUUGGACGCGGCGGAGAUCAGAAAGGAUCCGGAAUUGAGGACGAUUGUAGAUGAUAAAGCGGUGAAUUACUGGUAUGGGCCUGGAGCGCAUGUUGUUACAUACCCUCUCCGCGACGCAUCACUCUUGAACAUGGUGCUGCUUGUGCCGGAUAAUAUGCCAGAAGAAGGUCCCUCAACGCUGCAGGGGAUCGGAAAACUCCUGGCCAUGUGUCCGUCCGUCCUCCGCUGGAGACUCUGCAUUCGAAAGAGUAUCGAUUCGUGGGUGCAUCCCAGCGGAUGCUUUGCUCUUCUUGGUGAUGCUGCGCAUGCAACUCUGCCGUAUCUCGCGAGCGGGGCGGGUAUUACGUUCGAAGAUGCCGCCGUUCUCGGUGAAUGUCUGGACAGGAUCCAGUCCAAGACUCCUGGAGAGAAGAAAAGGGCACUGGAAGUCUACGAGCUCUGUCGAAAGCGGCGGACGGAGACUGUCGUUGAACGAGGCACCAUUCAGCAGGACUUGAAUCACUUGGACGACGGGGUAGAACAGGAAGAGCGCGAUCGCAAGAUGCGGGCUUUCGAGGCGGUGGAGCGCGACUGGCAAGCUGGGAAACGAGGGCCUUUGCCUAGCGGUCUAAAGCCAGGAGAAGAUCCUUUGGUCUGGCGGAGGUAUGGUGUUGGCGAAUGGCUGUUCAAAUAUGAUGCAGUUCAGGAUGUUGAGGAGAGGUGGAGGGAGGUCCAUCGAUAUGUUUCGUCUCAGCGCCAAGGAGACUUCAAACCAGACAGCAUGCGAGAAACCCACCUGGACCCAGCUGCUGAACGGUCCUAUGUCCGCAAAGUCGAUCUAAUACUACUCCCCUUGUUAUCUAUAAUGUACUUUUGCCGGUUCAUGACCGGGGGCAAUAUUGGAAAUGCAAAGACGGACGGCAUCGAGCACGAUCUAGGCAUGGCUGGGGAGGAGUAUAGCUUGAUGAUGACCCUCAUAAACAUCCCAUUUGUGGUCGUUGAGCCUUUCGUGACCCUGGUGGUGAAGAAAUAUGGCGGCCAUCUAGUAAUUCCCAGCCUCAUUUUCGUCUCUGGAGUCAUCUCUCUAUGCCAGGUCGCUGUCAAGAAAUAUGCCGGUCUCCUGACUUGCCGUAUGCUCAUUGCCUGCGCUCAGUCGGGGUUCUUUAGUAGUGUUGUGUUUUAUAUGACGCUCUUCUAUAAACGUGACGAGAUGGCAUUCCGUAUUGCCAUCUUCUACGGGUCAGCUACCAUCGCCGCCGCGUUCACUGGGCUGAUGGCAUAUGGGGUAUUUGGUUUGGACAAUUCCGCACUGAAAGGAUGGCAGAUCCUCUUCAUCAUCGAAGGAGCGAUCAAUAUCAUCUUCGGCGCCGUUGAAGAGCGCACUGCGGCCCUUGUUCGACUCAUGCGAGACUCCACCGCUGAAGUGGACGUCAAGUUUGCCCUGACACCAGCCGUGAGAGCCCUCCUCGACCCAGCAAUGUGGCCAUUCAUGCUCCUUUGCAUUUCAUACGGAGUUGCCACAACCUCGACAGGCCAAUUUCUGCCACAAAUCGUUCACCGACUGGGCUACAACGCUGUCCAGACAAACCUCCACCUCGUGGCCCCGAACUUGACCGGAUGCGUUAUCACGCUCGUUGUGGCCUGGCUGAGCGAUCAUUACAAGGAGCGAGGCGCGUUCCUGUGUCUGGGCUUGGGUCUCACCAUGAUCGGAUACAUCAUGACCAGCGCGCUGGAUCCGCUCACGCAGACCGGAGCGUGCUAUGCGGGUAUGUAUAGUAUCUUGCCAGAUAGUGAACGUCCGCAGCUACCGUGCUACCCCUCUAGGUGCGUUCUUCCUUUCGUCGGGGACAUACAUCCCAUCCUGUCUCGUGCACGCCUGGCACAACAACAUCAAGGUGGAUGA
Molecule: messenger RNA, 2187 nt
Organism: Aspergillus terreus NIH2624
Lineage: Eukaryota; Fungi; Ascomycota; Eurotiomycetes; Eurotiales; Aspergillaceae
Exons: 8
Coding region: 1-2187 (728 amino acids)
Biological process (GO): transmembrane transport
Cellular component (GO): membrane
Molecular function (GO): transmembrane transporter activity; FAD binding
Source: RefSeq, a predicted model, not a curated record